This is a messenger RNA of Bombus terrestris (buff-tailed bumblebee), 1227 nucleotides long. Its product is annotated as replication termination factor 2. Gene Ontology annotation, cellular component: nucleus. Gene Ontology annotation, biological process: mitotic DNA replication termination; site-specific DNA replication termination at RTS1 barrier. Bases 236 to 1090 code for a protein of 284 amino acids. NCBI's taxonomy places the organism in Eukaryota, Metazoa, Arthropoda, Insecta, Hymenoptera, Apidae. The transcript has 3 exons. The record is from RefSeq and is a predicted model, not a curated record.
GUUGAGAUACCGUAAACUAUAUACCGUAUCCAGUGUUAUAUAUUAGUACUUUUUAGUAAUAACUUAUAUUGCACUAGAGAGGUAAUUUUCUCUCUGGUUACACCUUACACCGUGCUUUUGACAUUGUGACAAAGAGAAAAUUGUUGGUUGCCGUAUAGUCCAUAACAGCAUUUGACACAGAUCUGCUUAGGAUUAAAGAUCGUAAUCGUAUUUUUGAUUUAGCCUACGAUUUAUCAUGGGUUGCGAUGGUGGAACUAUUCCUCGCAGAGAUGAACUCGUAAGAGUUAAAAAGAAACCAGAGCAGAAAGAUAAGGAAGCAGAGUUAGCAUUUAAAUGGAGACACUGUACAAUUAAACAAUUACCAUUACAGUCACCAGUUGUUGGUUGUGCUUUAGGUCGUCUUUAUAGUAAAGAGUCUGUAUUAGAAGGCCUCCUUGAUCGAAAUACUCUUCCAGAAUCAGCACAACAUAUUAAAACUUUGAAAGAUGUAAAGAAUUUAAAUUUAACAUCUAAUCCAGCAUUUGAGGGUAACAAAGCAAAAAAGGGAGAUUGUUAUAUUGAUGAAAGAAAGAGUCCAUAUAUUUGUCCACUUAUUGGGCUAGAAAUGAAUGGAAAGUAUAAAUUCUGCUUUUUAUGGUCAUGUGGCUGCGUAAUGAGUGAAAGAGCCCUUAAGGAAGUCAGAAGUAAGAUAUGUCAUCAAUGUCAACAGCCUUUUAAUGAAACAGAUAUUGUUAUUAUAAAUGCAGAAGGUGAUGAUCUUAAAUUAAUGGAAGAAAAUAUGACCCAACGAAAAACAGCUCAGAAAAAAUCUAAAAAACAGAAACAUAAUGAAGAUAAUCAAACGCAAGAUGUUAGACAAGAGGAAGUACCAAAGAAAAAAAUGAGGAAAGAGGAUAAAAAUGGUACUGUGAAGGUCAAUAGUAAUAGGACUGAAGCUGAAGAUCCAGCAUAUAAAAAAGUUAAAGAUAAUUACAGUGUUGCUAAAGAUCCCAAAGCAUCAGAAGUAUUCAAAAGUAUUUUUACGACUCAUAAAUCUGCAGCAGAACAAGAUAGGGCACAUUGGGUCACAUAUAAUCCAUUUUAUAAUUAAAAUAUAAUUUUAAUGUGAAUGUUCUAAAAGUAAUUAAUAUUAUGUUUAUAUAAAAAAUACUUAAAAUUCAUUGCAAACACAUUGUAAACAUUAAAAUCAUUUCUGUGUCAUUAAUUAAAUAGCUUUAUAUAUAAAAA